AUGUUCGACUAUUACACAUAUUCCGAGGAAAGCAACACGGAACGCUACCCAGUACAAUCAUCUUUCACGGCCCUGCACUGGGCCGCCUUCUUCGGCAAUGAAGAAUUGGCCAAACUGCUGAUCGCGAGAGGCGCAGAUGUCAACGCCAGAGCCGAUAUGGGAUAUCGUUACUACCUGUGGGACGACACUGAAGAAUGGGUCGAAGAACCUCUGGAUAGCAGCAAUCCACAGAUGAUCAUGUUCUGCCACUCCAACAAGGAAAGCGAUGAUAGCAGAAGGUCUGGGUACUUCGGCAAACGAGACACUAUUCACAUUGGGGCAAACCCCCUCUUCUUUGCUCUCAAGGCAGACACAACUUCUGCAAACUACCUGAGGUGGCUCAUACAGGUUGAUGAUCCCUACGACGAUCAGAAAAGUGUUCUUAAUGGAAACGAGUCUGAUAAACGGUCCUCAAUGGCGGAAUUACUAAUCAGGCAUGGUUCAUCUCUGCUCACACGAGAGUACGGAGCGAUCCAUGCCUUACAUCAGGCUACUGCGUACGGCAACGAAGCUAUGAUCAAGCUUCUCAUUGAUGAGAUAUGGGUCUGCCCGAAUACCAGAGACGAGGACGGUAAUACACCCCUCCACUAUCUGGCAAGAGGAGAUGUUUCUUGUUCUAUGGGCCGGACGACCCUGAAACUGCUACUGGACCGAGGAGCAGACCCAACACUGCAGAAUUCUGAUGGCCUGACACCUCAGUAUCAGCAUAAGUGGCGACUCAAUGGAUAG
Colletotrichum gloeosporioides is the source of this 768-nucleotide messenger RNA. RefSeq lists its product as uncharacterized. Gene Ontology annotation, molecular function: protein binding. The transcript has a single exon. The record is from RefSeq and is a predicted model, not a curated record. Lineage: Eukaryota; Fungi; Ascomycota; Sordariomycetes; Glomerellales; Glomerellaceae. Bases 1 to 768 code for a protein of 255 amino acids.